Pseudovirgaria hyperparasitica is the source of this 1012-nucleotide messenger RNA. RefSeq lists its product as uncharacterized. The record is from RefSeq and is a predicted model, not a curated record. The coding region runs from base 309 to 749 and encodes 146 amino acids. The transcript has 2 exons. Lineage: Eukaryota; Fungi; Ascomycota; Dothideomycetes; Acrospermales; Acrospermaceae.
CUCACAAAAACCACGCUUGAGUACUGUUUGGCACUUAACCCUGACCAUCCACUGAUCUACGCUUUCUAUCGCUGCUCUAGAUGACUGCAUGUUCUCUAGAAAAAUCGACACUCAAUGGGAGACUCUCCGUGGUUUUCGGUACUCGAAUUCAUGCAAAAGUUGCAGAAAAGCUGGAAAAUAACAUCCUUUGUCGCAUAGCCAAACCCCACUCGCCGGUAAAUUCUGCCUGGCCGAACCAGUGCUUCAUCGAGCUUCUCGGGAUGGUUGGUGGUCAUGACAAGUAGCUGGCCCUCUACCGAACUGACCCCAUGGAUUGCAUUCAAAAGCCCGGUCAACGUGAGACUGCCUCCUGCACCUCCGGCUUUGACACCUCCUCGACUAAGGCCGUCAUGGUCAUUCGAUUAUGGCAAGCGCCGCUGCGCAGCCUUGUUGGCAUCGACAUCCUCCAAGAGCACGAUACAACGACCUGGAAGAUCGUCGAAGAGCUUGCUGAGCUGACCAUCAUCCACACUGCUGGCGAGAUUCAGCUUGUAUACAUCGAGGCCGAAGUGGCUCACGAGGGCCAACACAGCACUUGUUUUGCACGUUCCAGGGGGUCCAUGAAGCAGAUAACCCCGGCGGUACGGUACAUCUCCUUCCAGAUAACGGGGACUUCUUCAUCGAAACCGUCGAAUUUUUCGAGUCUUCGUCUUCUGCCAGCCUCCAUCUCGAUUCUCAAAGAUGAGAGUCUUUUGCUCAAUCUGCUUUAGGUACUCGGCCCGACAUGCAUGGAAUAGCUCUCACAAUGGCUGUUGAGAUCGACCGAAGCAGGACAGGUAUAUCAACUGUCGAUUACCCCAAAAAAAUUUCCUGCUCUUUCACCGUUUGAUAAGGGAACCAUCGGCCUUGGUGCCGAAACCAAUGCUUGCCCUCCCCAAAUGGAGAAUCGUAGAGGCUUCUUCCGAACGGUAGUGGCAAAUUCGUUGCCAUAAUAGUCAUCCCUUUGGCCAACGAGAACCCGUGAAAGAACGAG